AUGAGGAAGACAUCUCGUGAAGGUGGCCGUCCUACCCGCUCCUGCGUGUAUGUGUGGCAACUGGAAUACGAUCCUUCUGAUGACGAUCUGGACCUUCCUAGAAACGACUGCGAGCCCAGUACCUCUAGGGAAGCAGCCGGACAGCUCUCACCUCGUCCACUACAGAGAAAACAACCAAGGUGUGAAGAUAACACCAAUGUGACGGAACCUCGGUGCCCCCAGUCUCCCUCUUUUGAGUCCCAGUGCUCCAUCAUCCUCGACAUCGCGGGACCCUUCGCUGCGUGUCACCGUCGUCUGGACCCUGAGAACCAUUACAGGUCCUGUGUGUACGACCUGUGCCUCCAUGGCUCAAAUGAUAAAUGGCUUUGCAGAGCCAUCACCUCUUACGAGAAAGGAUGCAUCCUCGAGGGAGUGCAUGUUCCCGCCUGGCGCAGUCCCAGAAUUUGCCACUACAAGCUAACAUGCUGCGGCGACAACAGCAGCAUCUCAUUCGCACGCUGCCUUUUAUUCAGCGAUGGAUGGGCGGCUCAAUCUUUUCACCUGAAUGAUCCCAACUGCAAGGCCAACCUCAGCCACGGGAGGGCUAUUUUCACUUUCAAUAGUCAUCAAAGAUCCUGCGGCUCGAAGCUCAAGGUAAAUAGAACACACUUUAUACAUUCCAACACCGUCCAGGGAUAUUAUGGUGCAGACAAUGGAAUUGUCCGAAGGAACCGGACACUAUCGAUAGAAUUCUCCUGCACAGUCCCUUUGACAAUUAAUCUGUCCCUGCCUUUGGGGAAAGUUGUGAUGAGCUUUGUAAACAUCGUGCUGCCUACUGGUACCGGCUGCCUCGAAGCGUCAAUGAUUAUGUACCGGGAUGCGCGGUACAGCCAGGCCUACACCGAGACACCCAUCUUCCUCGAAGUCGGGAGUAAGGUUUACAUCGGGAUUCAUGUCCGGGACCUUGAUGCUAACCAGUUUGUAGCGACACUGGAGAACUGUUGGGUCACUCCCAUAAGUGACCCGUCAUCACACGUUAAAUGGGCACUUGUAACCAAUCAGUGCCCGAAUGCUGUCAGUGAGGUGGUGAUCGAAGAAAGCGGCGUCUCCUCGAUCUCCCGAUUCAAAUUCUCAGCUUUUAAAUUUCAGGGCGAUGUGAAUGAUGUCUACCUGCAUUGUCAAAUUCAGCUGUGCAAUUUCAGAUCGACCCAGUGCUCCCUGAAUUGUCCACACCAGAGAGUCGCUAGGACUGUUAGAGGCAUGAAGCAAACAGGAAUUUUCACCAUUGGCCCACUCACAAAGAUGAGUAAUGCAGAUUUCAUGGUCGAUGGCAACCACGUAAUCUUAAGCUCUCCAUGACGUCUGGCUUCUUUCUACUCACCUGCCUGUUCCUUCAACAUGUUCAAUAAUUUGAG
This is a messenger RNA of Hypanus sabinus (Atlantic stingray), 1394 nucleotides long. Its product is annotated as alpha-tectorin-like. Bases 1 to 1338 code for a protein of 445 amino acids. NCBI's taxonomy places the organism in Eukaryota, Metazoa, Chordata, Chondrichthyes, Myliobatiformes, Dasyatidae. The record is from RefSeq and is a predicted model, not a curated record. The transcript is spliced from 9 exons.